This is a messenger RNA of Penicillium alfredii, 378 nucleotides long. RefSeq lists its product as uncharacterized. Lineage: Eukaryota; Fungi; Ascomycota; Eurotiomycetes; Eurotiales; Aspergillaceae. The transcript is spliced from 2 exons. Bases 1 to 378 code for a protein of 125 amino acids. The record is from RefSeq and is a predicted model, not a curated record.
AUGAAGCUCUACGGUGCUGCAUUCCUUGCUACCCUCCUUCCGCUGGCACUUGCCGCACCGACCCCGGAGUUCCAAACCCCCCAAGGCCGAACUAACGACUGUGGCGCGACCUACGACACCGUGAAAGAACUCUCAGAUGGAUCUCUCGAUACGGAAGAUUGCAAGGAUCUUAUAGACGAAAUCACCGCAGACAAAACCUACAGACUCGACUCAUCGAUCCACACGAUCGAGAAGUACGGGACCUGUGCUAUCGCCGUCGCCAAAACCGACUCGGACACGGAGAAUAUCGAUGGUGGGAGUGUCAAUCUUCCCACCUACUGGUCCAAUAUGCUCUUGAUAACUUCUCGGGUGGUGAGAGGGUCGGGGGCAAGGGCUUGA